GUGCAACGGGCAGAGUUGCCCACUGUCAAAUCAUGUACAUUUGGACCCAAGAACAUGCUUGAAGAAUUUAGACAAGGCCUAGGCUAUGUCUGUCAUGCCUGUAAUUUUCAUGACCCAUUUUCUGGUGUUUAGACCAAUGUUAAACCCACCAUGAUUAUCUUCAGUUGAUCAUUUAGGCCUAUCUGCUUAGGAUUCGGAUCAUUAGGUGUCGGUCACUUUGCCCCAUUUCCACUUCGCCCCAUCCACAAUUCGCCCCAUUUCCACUUCACACCAUUUCUAUUUCGCCCCAUUUUCCACUUUGCCCCAACGAUUAUUGUUCAUUCUGUUCUUUAGUAACAGAGAUAGGCCUAUACAUGGAGCUAUAGGCCCAGAUGGAACAAAUGAAAACAUCGCCAUUUGAGCAACCAAAUAACGGUGGGAGAAUCCAACUUGCAAAGGCCAAAACAAUGCUUUCGAUUUCCUGACCAGCCCUAAUUUUUUGGUUGACCAAGCAGUAGUAAACCAUGGAUACGCCACAUUACUCUGAGUCAGAACUGACAUCAGAGUCUGGAGUAGGGAGAUCACCAGAACCAAAUGUCGACCUGGGCUACAAUGACAUCUCUCCACAAAAUGUCAGCGAGCUGUUUGUCACUCCAAACACCGGGUCCAGGCCAGCGCAAAGUGCCCCAGCCACUCUACAGACCACUCCGUUUGACGCCAUCUCGGCUGCGUUUCUGGAGAGCGCUUCCCCUCCGGUCCACUUACUGCCCGGCCCUGAUGAGGAGCCGCCUUCCAGACAGAAUGGGGCAGCCAAGACGGUCACGUUUGCUGGCACGCCGCAGUAUUUCCAGGCCACCAAGGCUGCCCAGAGGCGGGGCCUUGACCUGAAAGCCAGGCUUUAUGAUCGACCACAGGAUGCGCAGGUGUAUCAGACUAUUCGUCCUGCUGGGAUGCAGAGCAAGAAGAUUCAAAAUGGAGUCAUUGGAACAUCAAAUGUGCCUGUGGUACCACGCCCUCCACCCUCCAGAGUCCCCGCCCCCGGGGGAGCCCUGCGCACCACCCUCUUCAAGCGAGAUCAUGCCAGGAUCCGUAUGAAGAGACAAGGCAGCAAGUCGUCCCUGCUGGAGGAAGAGACUAAGCAGCAGAAGCAAGACAGACUUGGAAGUGAACCUGCAGCUUCACGGGAUACAGAACCAAAAAGUACAACAGGACAAGCCACGCCAGACGAGAUACAGUUCCUUGAUGUGCACAAGCCAACAGCCCAGCACUCACUUACGGACAAACACCCAGUUGCUACUGGAAUGUCCGUCGCCCCUACCUCCCCUCUGAUGCAGCUUACAAAGAAAGAGUUCACCCCUGACCCCUCAGUGACCUCUGACACAGGCGAUCCACCCUCCCCUCCUUCUUCCCCAUCCGGUUCCAGAAAGCAAGACCCCAAGCUGGUGUUCAUGUACUUGAAGACAAACAAAUUUGAUGAUACUCCACCAGAAAUAGACAGCUUGACGUAUCACCUGCGCAGAAUGAGAAAUGCCAUGGAGUUAGUGGUUGAUCUACCAAGACAUGGGCCCACAGUCAAGGAAGAAAUGAUUGGCAUUGAAGACAGGCUCCUUGAACCAGCCAAGCAUAGUAUUGAGGCCCAGCUGAAAUCCAAGCAAAAGCAUUUAUUUGGGAGGCCUGAGGAUCCUGGUGAGUUCGUUUACGCUCUCCCCCGUGAUCGUCGCAACCCUAGGGGGCGCUAUAACCCUUACAGCCUUCAGGUAGUAUCACCCCAGGAAGCCAGGACUUCAAGGAUGUAUUUCACGGCCAGUGCGACGGCUGUCACCGUGUGCAUUCAAGAGAGUGAGGACGAAGAAUAUGAAGAGUUAACGCCUACUAUGCAGUGGUUGUAUGAAAGGCGACUUUUCCAUGCUAUCUUUGAUCUACCCGUCUUUGUCAAGUUCAGGAUUUGGAAGGCCUUUAAAAUGUGGAAGAGCAAUGUCAGAGCUCUCAAGAAAUCCAGUAGCAAGACCGUGAUGCACCAGCAGCUCUUCACAGCCAACGAGAUCCUGCAGCGUUGCCUGCUGCACAUCCGCAGCCAGUGCGAAGCAGCCUGCAGCAGUCUUAGUGGCGAGGGGGACGAAGACAAGGCCGUCACCUUGCUCCAGCUGGAUUCCCGCUGCACGCUGACGCUGGAGGAGUUCUGUGUGGCCCAGGCCCAACAGUGUGACGUGGCCUUGCUCAAACUUAUGCACAUGAGAGAUAAGAUUGUGCGGCUCGCAUUUGAGUGCUGUGCGAAAGUAGCUGAAAUGGAAGGUGUCACUCAGACACUGCUUCCAAACUCAGGCCCACUGACCAAGAAGGUUGACCCAUCUAAAAACAAGAGCAAUGCAGCUGCCAAGAAAACAGGAGAUAAACAAAAAAAAACUGGCCCAUCGUACACUGACAUGGCUGAAUGGCGUAGCAUCCUGGCUCGCCUGUCCUGUUUUCUGCGGGCGGCAGAUUACCUCAUCCUAGAGAUGCUCCACCGGCUGGUCAAGACGGCUGUGCGAGCCCUGAAAGGUUUUCUGAGCACCUCGGUCAGCACUGGCCAAGACCUGGCCAAGAAAGACGAGGACAGUGACGAGGAGGAUGGAGAAGGCUUUGUGCUGAGAAAGAGAACUACUGGUUUCUCAAGGAGACUAGGCAUGCUAACAGACAGCGAGGAUGAAUCCAGGCCUGCCUCUGCUGCCGAGGACAAGACUGUUCAUUAUGACUUUGAUAAGCAAGAGGAGGAAGUGGCACCCAUUGAUAUAGACCAGGUUCUGGAAGACAUCAAGCAGCAGGAGUUUGUUGAGAUGCCCCCGGAGCCAGUCUUUGAGGUCCAGCUGGUGCUGAAUGUACCAGAGCUGAAGAGGGCUAGUUCAAAGACAACGUCCAAUUCCAGGAAGUCGUCUCAUUCUAGAGCCAGUCGUAGCAUCAGUAAGUCCAUGUCUUCUCUCAAGAAGAAGAUGGUGACAUUCCCUGAUCAAGAGCCACUCACAAGUAGCAGCGAGAGCGAGACUGACAGCUCAGAUGAGAGUGAUGCUGAUGAAUUCGGCGCUGGCAAUACAGACAACGAAGAUGUUGAAGUCAAAACGGAGAGAUUUGAUGAAGAAAGCAUGUAUGCUUACCCAGAAAGAACGCCUCGGACAGAGAAGAAAGACGACACUUGUAAGGUGUUUGUCAGCUUGGCACCAAAUGAGACACAGUUCAUGUCCAAGAUCAGAGGAAUCAUUGCUGGCUUAGAGCACACAGUUGGCCAAUUUGGUGCCCUACAACGCGACCCCUAUCUCUCCGUCUUCUGGUGCCCACCUCGCUACGACCUCAAGCUGUCCAUGCCCGUCCAGGAGGAGGACGAUACCAAGAGGCCGUGGCCAGACUUGGAAUUGCUCUUUGGGGAAGAUCCAGAGUACAGGACAAUGGUGCAGGAUGUGCUUAGACUGGUGGGCGAGAAUGUGGGCAACGUAAUGGAGUACAGCAAGAAUUUUGAGCAGUACUGUGAGAUGGUCCAUGCUGCUCGUCAAGUAGAUGUAGAACACUCUAUGAGCAAACAUGUCUGGACUCCAGAGGAAUUCCACCAUGUUCUCUCUACCCACACUGAAAUGAUCCGUUCCAUGACAGGGAUGGAGGUUCAGCGACGGCGCGGCAUGGUCACGGUGCUUGGAGAGAACUUCAAGCAGGCCUGCUUUCCAUACCCCAAUGAGGUGCUGGAAGCCAUCCGAGCCAGGCUACCAGUCAUUGCCAAUGAGAGAAACGAGAAUCUGAUCAAGGUUAUCAAGGGUGCAUCUAAGAAGCUGGACCACCCUCCCCAAUCUGUGGAGGAGUUCGUAGAACACCUGGCCUUCCUCUCUCACACCGCCUCUGAGCUGUCCAAGCUCGACGAGGAGUACAACGUGGUCACCAGGCUCUUCACCAUCGCCAGGAAUUUCAACAUGCCCAUCCAGCCAGAGGAGCUGGCCCUCUACCAGACUCUCAUGCCCAGUUUCACACAUCUGAAGACUGUUAUCAUCUACUGUGAAGCCAAGAAAGAUGAAAACAUAAGUAAAUUCAGUGAUGACCUAAAUACCCACAUACAGGCUCUGCAGGCUGAGACUUACGACAUCCGUAACCUUGUCCAAGAACCCACUCUCCUGAGCUCAGACACUCUGCCUGUGGUAGCCCUGGAGAACCUGAAGCUUCUUCAAGACAGUCUCAGCACCCUGACCAUCAAGGCUCGAAGCUACGCUAGCUACCAAGACCGCUUCGGCAGCUCCAUAUCCCGCCAGUCUAAACUCAAAGGAAUCGCUGAUGAGGCCCUCAUAUCCGAUUACUCGGAUAGUGGCGUCAGCGCUCAGCAGGUCUUGAAUGACCUCUCGGAGGUGGAACGUGACCUUCAGCUGCGUCGCUUGCUGUGGGAGAGCACGGAGGAGUGGAGCAGACUCGUGGAUGAGUGGACCGCCAGCCAGUUUGACAAGCUGAACGUGGAUGUGGUGCAGAAGAACGUCAACAGGUUCACCCAGACUGUCUACAUGCUUGAGAAGGGUCUACCUCCCAAUGAGGUCUUGCCUCGGCUCAAGGAGCGAGUGAUUGAUUUCAAGCAGGGCAUGCCUAUCAUGACAGCGCUGCGCAACCCGGCCCUGAGACCACGCCACUGGCAGGAGAUACAGGACCUGAUUGGCAGACACAUUGUGCGCGAUAAGAACUUCACACUGGGCAAGUUCAUGGAUCUUCAGUUGUUUCAAUACAAGGACAAAAUCAAUGACAUCUCCACGCAGGCCAGCAAUGAAGCCACACUGGAAAUUAUGCUCAACAAGGUGAUUGACCUUUGGCAGAGUACCGAUUUCCGCCUGAUCCCUCACAGCAACAGAGACUUCAUGAUAAUUGCUGGUGCCGACGACAUCACCCAGCAGCUGGAGGAGAGCCAGGUCACCAUAGCAACCAUCCGAGGCUCCCGAUUUGUCUCUCCAAUCAAAGCUUUAGUUGAAGAGUGGGAUCGUAAGCUGAACGUCUUCUCGCGGACCUUGGACGAGUGGAUGAAUUGCCAGCGUAACUGGCUCUAUCUGGAGCAGAUCUUUCUGGCCCCAGAUAUACAGAGGCAGUUACCCAGUGAGGCCAAGCUGUUCGCGGCAGUGGAUAAAUCCUGGAAGGACAUCAUGCGACGCACGGAGGACAGACCCAAUGCCCUGAGGGCUGCCGUAGCACCUGGGGUACUUGAGAUACUGCAGACAAACAACUCCAAUUUGGAGAAGAUUCACAAGUGUCUUGAGGAUUAUCUGGAGACUAAGCGCCUGGUCUUCCCUCGUUUCUACUUCCUAAGUAACGAUGAGUUGCUGGACAUUCUAGCUCAGAGCAAGAACCCUGAUGCUGUUCAGCCGCAUCUGGUGAAAUGCUUUGGUAACAUCAAGAGCCUGGAGAUAGUGAGAGAACCCAAGCUACCGCCCACGGUCAGGACUAUGAUCUCCGCAGAGGGUGAGAUCAUACUCAUGCCAAAGAAUGUCCGUGCCCGUGGUCCAGUAGAACAAUGGCUAGGUAGCGUGGAGUCAGCCAUGUUUGACACAGUCAAAAGAUGUAUGAAAUUUGCAAUGAUGGAUCGACGACUGCAGAGUGCAUGGCCAGACCGGGGCGCCUACUCUCUCGAAAACUUCAAAGAGUGUGUUCACCGAUGGGGCCGUAACCUCCAGGAUUGGGUCUUGAGUCACCCGGGUCAAGUGGUUCUGACUGUGGUGCAAAUCAUGUUCAACCGUGACGUAGUCGCAAGCCUGGAGUCCACCAAUUCCGGCUCCUCCCUGAUUGAGACCAGAGACAAGCUGGUAUUCCGUCUGAACACCCUGGCUGGUAUGGUCACCAAGCCCCUAAGCUCCUACCAGCGACACAGCGUAGAGGCACUUAUCACCAUUGUGGUGCAUGCCAGAGACAUCCUGAACCGCCUGAUUGAGGAGAAGGUGCGUCGCAGCGACGACUUUGAUUGGACGAGGCAACUGCGCUAUGAAUGGGACGAACAGCAUAAUACGUGCAUGGUGCAGCAGGCCAACGCUUCCUUCCAGUACGGCUACGAAUACCUCGGCUGCUCCAGCCGUCUGGUCAUUACUCCCCUGACUGACCGCUGCUAUCUGACCCUGACCGGUGCCCUGUACCUGCAUCUGGGUGGUUCCCCGGCUGGGCCGGCUGGCACAGGCAAGACUGAGACAGUGAAGGAUCUGGCCAAGGCUGUAGGCAAACAGUGUCUGGUGUUCAACUGCUCAGAGGGCUUAGACUACAAGAUGAUGGGCAAGUUCUUCUCGGGUCAGGCACAGUCUGGCAGCUGGUGUUGCUUUGAUGAGUUCAAUCGUAUAGACCUGGAGGUGCUCUCUGUGAUUGCCCAACAGCUGCAUAGCAUCAAGACUGCCAAGGAUCAGAAUGCUCUCAGGUUUGUCUUUGAGGGUCGAGACAUUCGGCUCAACAGCACAUGUGGUGUUUUCAUCACAAUGAAUCCUGGCUAUGCCGGGCGUGUUGAAUUGCCUGACAAUCUGAAGUCUCUGUUCCGUCCUGUGUCCAUGAUGGUGCCAGACUACGCCUUGAUCGCCGAGAUCAUGCUGUUCUCGGAGGGUUUCACCUCGGCCAAGUCCCUGUCCAAUAAGAUUGUGAAUCUGUACCAACUGGCCAGCAAGCAGCUGUCACAGCAGGACCAUUAUGACUUUGGCAUGCGUGCCAUCAAGUCAGUCUUGGUCAUGGCCGGACAGAAGAAGCGACAGAUGCAGUCAGAACAACAGCACGUUGCCCUGUCUGAGGAGCAGGAGGCCUUUAUUCUCAUCCAUUCCCUGCGGGAUGCUAACCUACCCAAGUUCCUGGCGGAGGACGUGCCGCUGUUUGAGAGUAUCCUGGCAGACCUCUUCCCUGGUAUCAGUCCACCAGCUCCUGACUCGGGAGCCCUGGAGAAAGCGAUUUCCAUGGCGAUCCGCGACUUAGGGCUCCAACACUGGCCCGGCCAGAUUGACAAGGUCAAGCAGCUUCACAGCCAGAUCCUGGUGAGGCAUGGCGUCAUGUUGGUCGGUCCAACAGGAGGAGGGAAGUCAGCUGUCCGUACCAUCUUACAGAGGGCCUUAGUGCUGCUACCUACCAUACACAUAGGAGAGGCAGACCAGUCUGGGCUGCAGAUUAUAAAAACCUACGGCAAGAAGGGCCGGGUGGAGACGUUUGCCAUCAACCCCAAGUGUGUCAAGAUGGGCGAGCUGUACGGCCAGACCAACCCAAACACCCUGGAGUGGACCGAUGGCUUGCUGGCUUCCGCCGUCCGGCGCUUUGCCAAGGAAGCCGCCGAGAUAAGCCAGGGAGGGGAAGACCAAGACAGGUCCACCACCAUGGGGAGCGUCACACCUAGGGGAGAAAGACCAAGCUCACAGUUAACAACUCCCAGAACCCCCCAGUCCCUGGCCGCCGACUCCCACAAUCCCCAGGACAGUGGGCUGGCCGAUGAGCACAAGCUCCUGGAGGAGAGCAGCGACAGGACCCCGGCCGGCCAGGGGGGCGAUGAGAUCCCCCAGGACUGGCAGUGGCUGGUGCUGGACGGGCCCGUGGACACGCUGUGGGUGGAGAACCUGAACACGGUGCUGGAUGACAGCCGGCUGCUGUGCCUGGCCAACGGGGAGAGGGUGGGCCUCACCCCGGGGAUGAGGCUUCUCUUUGAGGUGGACAAUCUGUCCCAGGCCAGCCCCGCCACCAUCAGUAGAUGUGCUAUGGUGUACUUGGACCCAGUGGAUUUAGGUUGGAGGCCAUAUGUCAGGACCUGGCUGUCCAAACUCCCCAGAGACAUUCCUGAGAGCGGCAAACGCCACCUCCACGAACUUUUUGAGAAGAGCGUGGACAAGGGGUUAGAGUUUAUGCGACUCUACUCGGCUUAUCAGAUCGUAGCAGCCACCGACAUGAGCAUCGUGGCCAUGCUGUGCCAUCUGCUGCAUGCUUUCCUGGAUUUCCUGGGCAAGAACGGGGGCUAUGGCAACCCAGAUGAAGAGCGUCCAGCAAGUGCCGACAGCUCAGGUCGCCCCGCUUCUCGCUCCAACGGAAGACGAGGAUCAAGAAGGGAAGAGAAGAAGAAAGAGAAGGAGAAAGAAAAAGAACGCAAGGAGAAGCUGAGACAGCAAUCUAAACACAGCUCAAAGGAAUGGUACUUGGUAAAGUACCCAGAUCAGUUACUGACCUUACUCGGCAAGAUCUUUGUCUUCUGUUAUACCUGGUCUGUGGGUGGCAACCUGAAGAGGGAAGAUGACAGUGAAGACGAUGGUGGCAUCUCAGUAGCCCCUCGGAUGCCCGGGGGAGGGGGUGGAGCUAAGGGAAAGAAGGUGGAAGUCCCUGACCUCAACAUUGCCUACGAGUUUGACACCUUUGUGCAUGAUAUGUUUGACACAGAGCCACCUCUGGGUGUGCGUUUGCCCUCUGGUAGCCGUACCAUCUUCCACUAUUUCGUCAGCGCCGAGAGCGGCAAGUUUGUGCCCUGGGACGAGCUGGUGCCGUCCACCAAGUCCCUGAUUGACAAGGGGGUCAGUCACGUGUCCCUGGGGGAACAGAUGGGGCUGACCACCCAGAUGAGCAAGAAAGCCACGCGGGAGGAUAACGAGCUGGUGCCCACAGUGGAUACCGUCCGCUACUCCUUCCUGGCCGGGUUGCUUCUGGUCAACAGACACCCAGUCUUGCUCACAGGCGAUUCUGGUGUAGGCAAAUCGGCCAUUAUCAACCACAUGCUGAAACUCUUGAGCAAAGAGAAAGGGGCCACCACUCAGCUGGGUACCAUCCUGGGGGAUGUCUUCCAUUACUCUGAGAGGGGCACCAACAUCCUAUCCAAUAUCAGUGCCUUGACAGCUGGGAUACUAGGAGAAGAUGACGGAGACAGCGGUCUUGGCGUAGCAGACACCAUGGACUUGACCUUCAUCACUGGUCAAGUACGGCGCCCCACCAGUGGUAUGGUAGCCACCACUCUACAGCUGAGUGCCCAGACCACGGCGGCUAGGGUACGGGCACAGAUUGAGCACAAGCUGAUCAAGAAGGGACGAGACACCAUGGUGGGGCCACGAGGCAAGAAGGUUCUGGUCUUUGUGGACGAUCUCAACCUUCCCGCCCCUGAAGCCUAUGGAGCCCAGCCCCCACUGGAACUGCUGAGACAGUUCCUAGAGUUUGGAGGAUUUUACGACACCAAGAAACUUGUGUGGAAGAAUAUCAUGGAUGUGACCCUUUGUGGGGCGUGUGCUCCCAUGGGAGGUGGGAGGAACCCAGUCAGCCCAAGACUUCUCAAACAUUUCUGCAUGAUGGCCUUGCCUCAACCCUCAGUCCGCUCCCUGCAGCAUAUCUACCAAGUCCAACUGGGCCGCUUCCUGGAAAACCAGAACUUUUUGCCCGAAAUCCGAGAGCUCCUGACUCCCCUGGUAUCGGCGUCCAUCGCUGUUUACUACAAGAUGUGUGUUAAUAUGCUGCCCACGCCAGCUAAAUCUCACUAUACCUUCAACCUAAGGGACUUGUCAAAGGUCAUCCAGGGUCUAUUGCAAGCCGAUGAGACUGUGAUAACGUCAACUGACUCAGCUGCCUUGCUUCUAGCCCAUGAAGCCACUCGCGUCUUCCAUGACAGACUUGUCGAUGAGCCAGAUAGAAUCAGAUUCUUUGAGUUCCUGGCUGAUGAUCUCCAUAAUUACUUCAAGGUCAAAUGGACGCCUGAGAAGCUUCAUGAUGAGCCCAUAUUAUUUGGUGACUUCCUGGACCUGAACGCACCCUCCGUUGAUCGAGUUUACCGUCACAUCAGCGAUUAUGACAAGUUAGCACAGAUACUGGAGGAGUAUAUGGUGCGAGUGGACUAUGGCAGUGGGCAGGGUUCCCAACUCAUCUUCUUCAAGGAGGCCUUGGAGCACAUUGUGCGAGCCGCCCGUGUCUUCAACCAACCGGGCGGUCACAUGGUGCUAGUCGGCCUGGACGGAACGGGCAAGGCCACCACGGCCCAGCUGGCCAGCCAUGUGUCUGGCUGUGUGCUCUACCGACUGACCCUGACCCGGGGCUAUGGCCAGGCCGACUUCAGGGAUGACCUUAAGAAGGUGUUCCACAUCGCCGGGGUGCAGGACAGCAACACGGUCUUCCUGCUGACGGACAGUGAUAUCAUCAAGGAAACCUUCCUGGAGGACAUCAACUGUGUGCUGAAUUCCGGCGAGGUACCCGACUUGUUUGACAAUGAUGAUCUGGACUCCAUUACCAUGGACAUGAAGAGAGCUGCAGCAGAGGCCGAGAUUCCAGACACCAGGGAAGCCGUGUACCAGUUUUUCAUCCAGCGUGUGCGCUCCCGCCUCCACGUUGUCCUGGCAACCAGCCCGGCAGGAGAUGCCUUCCGUCAGCGAUGCCGGACCCACCCAUCCCUGGUCAACUGCUGCACUUUGGACUGGUUUGAUGAGUGGAGCGACGAGGCCAUGCUGAGAGUGGCUCACGUCUACCUGGGGCAGGUCGACUUCCAAGGCAUCAGUGGUGACCAGGAUUCCUCGAGUUUGAAGGACAACAUAGCCCACGUGUGCGUGAACAUCCACAAGGACAUCACCCAGCAGACAGUCAAGUAUUACGAGGAGAUGAGGAGACGAUUCUACAUCACUCCAAGUAGCUACUUGGAUCUUAUUAAGCUCUACUCUAACAUGCUGAGAGAACAGAAACAGCGUGUCAUGGAUAGCAAGAAUCGGUUGUUUAUCGGCCUAUCCAAGCUGUCGGAAGCUAACUCCCUAGUCGAUGCCAUGCAGGAAGAGUUGGUGAACCUGGGACCUAAGAUUGAAGAGAAAGCAAGGGACACAGAGUUGCUCCUGGAGCAGUUAUCCAAGGACCAGGAGGCAGUUGAUCAGGUACGAUUCAUCGUGGAGCAGGAAGAGGCUACCAUGCAGAGAGAAACGCAGAUUGUGCAAGACUACGCCGAUCAAGCCCAACAGGACCUUCAGUCCGUCAUGCCGGCCUUGCAGGAUGCCAUAGCUGCUUUGGACUCUCUGGAUAAAUCCGACAUCUCAGAGAUCCGCGUCUACACCAACCCGCCUAUCCUGGUCAAGCAGGUCAUGGCAGCCGUUUGUGUGCUACUAAGACACAAGCCGGAAUGGAGCACCUCCAAGCACCUCCUGGCCGACCCCAGCUUCCUUAAGAGACUGGUCAUGUUUGACAAGAACAGCGUGCCGGACAAGGUUUAUGGCUUACUAAAGAAGUACACCUCCAUGCCAGACUUCAUCCCAGAGAAAGUGGGGGAGGUAUCGUUGGCCUGUAAGUCCAUCUGCCAGUGGGUGCUUGCCCUGCAGCAUUAUGGAGAAGUCUGCAAGAUGGUGAAGCCCAAACAGAAGCGGGUGGAGGAAGCCAAGGAAGCCCUUAGUCUUGCCCAGGAGAGCCUCCAAGAGAAACAGGCCAGCCUCUUCAAGAUUCAAGAACACCUACGGUUGCUGCAGCAGCAGUACGAUGACAGCGUUGCACAGCGGGAAUCGCUGCGGGAGCGCAAGGCACUGACCACGCUGAGACUGAAGAGGGCGUCUGUCCUCAUCACAGCACUGGCUGGCGAAAAGAUUCGUUGGGAGGAUUCCAUGGUUGACCUAGAGUCCAAACUCAAAGGUGUAGUGGGCGACACCUUAGUCUCUGCUGCUAGCAUAGCCUACCUGGCGGUGUUCACCGCACCCUACCGCAAGGCCAUGAUUCAGAAAUGGUGGACGGCCUGCAAAGAGAAAGAGAUCCCUGUCUCUGAGGGGUACACGCUGAUUGGAGCUAUGACUGAGCCCAACACGGUGCGUAAGUGGCAGACGGAGGGUCUACCCCAGGAUGGCCACUCUACAGAGAAUGCCAUCUUUGUCAAGAUGGGCCACCGCUGGCCCCUAAUGAUUGACCCGCAGGGACAGGCACACAAGUGGAUCUGUGAGAUGGAAGGAUCAGCCCUCAAAAAAGUUGAAGCCAGUGACCCCAACUACAUGAGGACCCUGGAGACAUCAAUCCGUGUUGGAGAACCGGUGCUGCUAGAGAAUGUGACCGAGGUACUGGACCCCGGAUUGAGACCCAUCUUGAUGAAAGAGAUUACCCGUAAAGGGGGACAAGAUGUCAUCCGUAUAGGAGACACUGAAAUUGAGUACAACCAACACUUCAGGUUGUACAUGACGACAACCAUGCCAAAUCCUCACUACCUGCCAGCCGUCUGCAUCAAGGUCAUCCUGAUCAACUUCACAGUCACCUUUGAUGGAUUACAAGACCAGCUGCUCUCAACUGUCGUACAGCAGGGUAUUCCAAUUAGAAAGCGCUCAGAGACAAUUUACCAGAAAAAUAAAGAGCAACCAAUCUUGGAGCAACAGCGGGGAGAACUGCUGGAGAGCAUAGCUAGGGAUCUGACUAUGCUGCGAGACUUAGAGGACAAGUCACUCAGUCUGCUACAGAAAUCAGAAGGUCACAUCUUGGAUGAUCAGGAUCUGGUGGACACACUAGACAAGAGCAAGAGGAUGUCAGAGGAGAUACAGAAGAGAGUGGAGGAAUCGGAAGAGACGCAGCAGAAGAUUGAUCUGGCACGCAAGAAAUAUCUGCCGGUUGCCACCCGAGGGGCAGUAUUGUACUUCGUCUUGGCCGACCUAGCCGGCAUCGACGUCAUGUACCAGUUCUCUUUGCCCUGGUUCCAAGACAUGUUCCGCACGUGCAUCAACCUGGCCCACCACAACCCCUCAGACAGCCGCCCCUCGUCGGGAGGUGGGAGCAGCAAGCCCCUGAGUGGGCGUAUCCGCCCUUCCAGUGCCAGGAACAGCCCCGACCUUGUCAAGGGAGGGCCAGCCGGCCGGGAUUCUCCCCUGCCUGUUGCAGUGAAUCGAUCCAUGCUGAAAGGCCAGGAACUGACCAAGCACCUGAUGAAGAUGGUGGACUAUCUGACUGGCAGUAUAUACAGAGUGGUCUCCAAAGCCCUCUUUGCCCACCACCAGUUGGUCUUCUCCUUCAUGCUGUGCACCAGCAUCAUGCGCUCCAAUGCCCACGUGACCGACUCUGCUGGUCCCCCGGACGGCCUGACCCAGAUGGGUUGCAUCUCCCUGAAGGAGUGGCAGGUCUUCCUACAGGGCGGGGUGCUGGCAGCCAGCAUGGAUCCCGAGGUCCUGGAGAGGCACGACGGGCUCACCCCAAUGCAGCGGCUGGAGGCGGCCAACCGCGCCUCCAGUGCCACCAGCCGCAUCGCCAGUGCUGCCUCCCACCGCUCCUCUGUCUCUGCCUCCUCCGUGGACAGCCGGCCCAGCCAGACCGGGGGCCACACCUCCGUGCCGCCCAAGUGGAUUCCGGAGAAAGCCUGGCGGCAGUGCCAGUACCUGUCUGCAACCUUGGGGGCUUUCAGUGGGCUCUGCAUGUAUGUCUUGAACUGUGUGGACCAGUGGCAGGCAUUCGCUAAGGCUGAGGAUCCAUACAGGUUGAUUGCCAGCAAGUUUCAAUCCGAACACCAAGUGAGAGGCCCUGUUCCUCCAGACGCCAACCGUUCCUUGGGCAACCCUUUCAACUGGGAAGUUCUCCAGCCUUUCCAGCGUCUCAUUCUCAUCUCAGUGCUGCGUCCGGAUGCCCUGGUGUCAUCAAUCCGCAUGUUUGUAGAGGAUUUGAUGGGGGCAAAGUUCCUGUCAGCUGGCGGGUUUGAUAUGAAAGAAGUGUUUGAUGAGUCUAGCGCUAAGCACCCGCUCAUAUUCAUCUUGUCGCCGGGUGUAGACCCAACAGCCGAGCUGAUGCGUUUUGCCCGUGAACAGCGGGGCAGCACUCUCCACGUGGACAUGAUCUCCCUGGGCCGGGGCCAGGGGCCCAAGGCAGAGGAACUGAUCGCCAAGGCUCAGAUACUGAAGGGGCGAUGGGUGUUCCUGCAAAACUGCCACCUAGCCGCAUCAUUCAUGCCACGACUGCAGGCCAUAGUGGAAGGAUUCAGUAAGCCCAACGCUGAUAUAGAUCCCCAGUUUCGACUCUGGCUGAGCUCUAAGCCAGACCCAUGUUUCCCUGUGAGCAUCCUACAGACAGGAAUGAAGAUGACAGUGGAAUCUCCCCAGGGUCUGAAGGCUAACCUCCUGCGUUCCUUGAGCAGCACUGUCUCGGAGGACCUGUGGGAUAGUACCUCCCCUGGCCCUGCCUGGAGGGACUUGCUCUUUGGUCUCUGCUUCUUCAAUGCCGUCAUCAACGAGAGAAGGAAGUAUGGAGCAUUGGGCUGGAACAUCAUCUAUGAGUUCAGUGCUUCGGACUUGGAGGUAUCCAUCCAAGUGCUUCAGCUGUUGCUAACCACCCACCAGGACCCCCCUUGGGAAGCCCUGCGCUACCUGACUGGUGAGGUAGCCUACGGUGGACGAGUGACAGAUUCGUGGGAUAGGAGAUGUCUGAUCAGCAUCUUGAAUUCUUUCUACUGCCCCGAGGCACUCCAGCCGUCUUAUGGCUACUCCCCUGACAAGGUGUACCACCCCCUGCCGAGCAGUUUCUCUAUCACCGAGAGUCGGCAAUACAUCGAGGGCCUACCUGACACUGAUUCCCCGGAGGUGUUUGGCAUGCAUUCCAAUGCCGAAAAGGCCCAUAGAGAGAGUCAAACCAAGAGGCUGAUGGAUACUGUACUCAGUGUGCAGCCCAGACUGACAGCUCAGAUGAUAGGGACUGGCAAGAGCGAUGAUGAGAUUGUCUUGGAGCUUGCGGUCGACAUCCAGCAUCAGCUGUCUGUCAGCAUCCAAGGGGAUGAGGAUAAAGACAAGGAGAGCAAGGAGACGGGUCAACGGGCCAGGGCCAACACCCAAGGCAUGUUCCCUGGUUUGGGCUAUGGGAUGUCCACCACGGGAUUCGGCACGGGCAAGAAAACGGCCGCAGUCAAAGUUGUCCAAGAAGACCCAUUCAAUCAAGAUCCAGAGACACCCUCGGCCCUGCUGACAGUCCUGCGACAGGAGAUGGAUCGGUUCAACAGGCUCCUAUCCAUCAUCCACACCAGCCUAGCAGCUCUCUGCCUGGCUAUCAAGGGGGAAGUCGUCAUGUCGGAGACACUGGAGGAGAUGUACAAGGCUCUGCUUCAGCACAGGGUGCCCAAGACGUGGCAGCAAGCUGCCUAUGAAUCCUGCAAGCCCCUGGGCUCCUGGGUGGCCGACCUCCAGCGCAGAGUGGACUUCUUCAGCAAGUGGUCAGAUUUGGUGUCGGAGGCCAAGGAACGAAAGGCCAAAGGUCAAAACCAGCAGACAGCGGAGCCAGCCGACUUGGAUGCCCUGCGGGAACAGCCUCGCAGCUUUUGGCUGCCGGGGUUCUUCUUCCCUCAAGGUUUCCUGACUGCGGUUCUCCAGAACCACGCCAGAAAAGAAGGUGUGUCAGUAGAUUCAUUGACCUUUGACUUCAAGGUCAUGGCAGGGGUUGAAGACACUGAAGAGACACUCAGCAAUGUGGAGGAGCCAAUCAAUGUGAGAGAAGUUGCCUUCAAGGGUCCCAGCCCUCCUGCAGAUGGGGUACUUGUGUUUGGUCUGUUCCUGGACGGAGCACGCUUUGACCCAGCUACCUACAUGCUUCAGGACUCCAGACCAGAGGAGCGGUUCUGCCGUUUACCAGAGGUCCAUUUCAUCCCAGUCCAGGCUUCUCCAGAAGGAGUUGCCCCGCCCUCUGUCUCAUCAGCCGCACCCACCCCUAACCCCACCCAAGCAGAGGGAGUUCCCGCCUGGACCGGUGGCAUGUACGAGUGCCCUCUGUAUCGCACCUCGCAGCGUGCCGGCACCCUGUCCUCCACCGGUCACUCCACCAACUUUGUAACUGCCAUUCAUCUGCCUACGUCGCUCCCUGCCGAUCUGUGGAUCACCAGGGGAGUGGCACUGUUGUGCCAGCUGGACGAUUGAGUUGGAUUGAUGCUCCAAGAGUGCACAUGAGUUGUAAACUGUGCACAGCUGUCGUGUGCGUUGGUUAAAUUUUUACUACUUGCUCCUCUCUGUUUUAACCUAAUUCAGUCAGUCUCACUGCACAAGGUGUGGCUGAAGACCUGGGGGAGUAUUGUGCGUGUUGUGUGCGUAAAUGAAUUUAUGUUGAAACAGAAUACUAGCUUGGUGUGAUGAAGUGUAUAAAGCCACAUUAUUGCAUUUGAGAAUUGAGCUCUUUGGGUAUUAGAUUAGCAAAUCUCUGCCAAUGCAAUAAGUCGGCUCACGUUGACAGAUAGGCCAGCAUUUAUUUAUUGGAUUACGAACAUAGCAUGAAAUUUUGCAGGGUCCAAGGACAGAAAAAAAAAUAAAACUCUUGAGUUCCAUUUUUCCCCUACAAUUAACUUAUCAGAGGAGGAAAAAUAAAUUUAGUCCCCUUUUUUUCUCAAAACACUAGAAAAAAAAGACCAUCGGGAAUAAAAAAAGUGCCAAUUUUUUUUCUUUUUUCUUCUAAAAUUGCAUUAUUUGGAGUCGGCGGGUUCAUAAUUCAACUAAUGAAAAAUGCUGGCUGUAUUGUUCUUGCAUGUUGCGUUUGUAAUUGACAGUUUAUUUCAUUUCAUGUACAGUUGGCCAAGUGUUUCGCAUCAUAUGGAUCCAUUUUUAUUGCUUGUUUGUAAUCCAAAGUAUACCUUGUUUACUUUGUUUCUGUCCAAAUGAGAUUUCUUUUAUUUGAAGGUUUGUGGAUAUUUUUCAUAGAUGUAUAUGAAUAUAUAUAUAAAUACAUUACUGUGAUUUUCUUCUAGUGGAUUGAAAUAAUAUCGUGAAUGACAAGUGCCUGGUGAAAUCCGUCCAUAGAAUUUGCAAUGAAAAAUAUUCCAAAGUUUGUUACACCUCAAAUAUACUUGUAGUUUGCUCUCUACUGAAAACAGUCAAUAACUGAGUGAUAAACAGUGAGGUUUUGUCACUAAAACUUUGCCUGUGGUAAUAUCUACUGGAGGUUUAUUAUCAUUUUCAGAAACUCUCCAAUUUCGCGGAAUUUUUCUUCCGUUUUAUUUUUUAGUGGAUGAAUCCUUAAGCAAUUAUAACGAGAAAACCUUUGUUUUUACAAGCAGGCAACUUCAAAAUUUUCUAUAUAGGAACAGAUGACCUUUGUAUAUAUAUAUAUUCUUGGCCCUUCUGCCGUGCGUUGGUCAUACUUUCGUUGUAAUCCGUCCACUUGAAAUAAAAAGUGAUAAAGUAAUUACAGU
Molecule: messenger RNA, 17014 nt
Organism: Acanthaster planci (crown-of-thorns starfish)
Lineage: Eukaryota; Metazoa; Echinodermata; Asteroidea; Valvatida; Acanthasteridae
Product: dynein axonemal heavy chain 6-like
Biological process (GO): microtubule-based movement
Cellular component (GO): dynein complex
Molecular function (GO): minus-end-directed microtubule motor activity; ATP hydrolysis activity; dynein intermediate chain binding
Source: RefSeq, a predicted model, not a curated record